Messenger RNA from Patella vulgata (common limpet), 3316 nucleotides. Its product is annotated as uracil-DNA glycosylase. The transcript is spliced from 5 exons. Gene Ontology annotation, cellular component: mitochondrion; nucleus. Gene Ontology annotation, molecular function: uracil DNA N-glycosylase activity. The record is from RefSeq and is a predicted model, not a curated record. Gene Ontology annotation, biological process: base-excision repair, AP site formation via deaminated base removal; base-excision repair. NCBI's taxonomy places the organism in Eukaryota, Metazoa, Mollusca, Gastropoda, Patellidae. The coding region runs from base 226 to 1089 and encodes 287 amino acids.
CGCUCCUUACAAAAUGUAUAACACAAGGAAAUCCAUAACCUUUAUGGAACUAUUUUCUCUCGAAACGUUAUAUUAUAUAUAUAUAUAUAUGUUUACGGAAGUGCUGCUGGGCAUUUCUGUUGUUAAUGAUAAUAAUAACAUAAUAUAAUCAUUCCUUGAUCUUAUAUUUUUUUAGCACAUUAUUUUAUUCGUUAUAAUCUUCUACUUGCCAUAAGUUAACGAAAUAUGCCACCUAAACGCAAGGCUACAAGCCAGACAGUUAAAUCUGUCAAGAAACAGGAAACAGAGGCUGCGAAAAAGAAAAGGACGAAAUCGAAAGACAAACCUGUAAAAUCAACAUAUUCAGCAGCAUCAACAAUGACAGCAUGCAACGUUGCUUCGAAACAUACCGACAGUACAGCAAGUGUACUUUCGUUAUCAAGUCUGAUCAACGACAGUGGAUGGAAGACGGCAUUAGAAACUGAACUGGAAUUACCUUAUAUGAAAGAACUUGAGAAGAAAUUAGCAGAAGCUUACAAAACUAAACAAAUAUUCCCUCCACAAACACAGUUAUUUAAUGCCUUGAAUUUGACUCCAUUGAAACAGGUUAAAGUGGUUAUAAUUGGACAAGAUCCUUAUCAUGAUGAUGGACAGGCUAUGGGUUUGUGCUUCUCAGUACCAAAAGGAAUUGCUGUACCUCCAUCACUUAAGAACAUGUACAAAGAACUUGAGACUGACAUUCCUGGUUUUAAAAGUCCAAGUCAUGGUGAUUUAACACAAUGGGCAGAUAGAGGUGUUCUACUAUUAAAUGCCACACUUUCUGUACAAGCACAUACUCCAAAUUCCCAUAAAGAUUAUGGAUGGCAGAAAUUUACUGAUAAAAUUAUUCAAGUUAUUAAUGAAAAUUGUAAAAAUGUUGUAUUUAUUUUAUGGGGUAAUUUUGCCCAGAAAAAAGGCAAACUCAUUGAUGCUAAAAAACAUACCACCAUUAAAACUGGACACCCAUCUCCCUUAAGUGUAAAGUAUUUUUUGGGUUGCAAGUGUUUCUCUAAAACCAAUGAUGCUUUGUCUAAAUACAACUUAACCCCCAUUGACUGGAAAUUGGAUUGACGAAAACAACAUUAAUGCAGUUUUUAGUAACAUUUUUUUGUUUUGUUUUAUGGAAAUAGCAGCAUAUUAUUUUUAGAAAAUUCCUUUUUUUGUGAUAAAAUGUUUUCAAAUGUGAAUUUGUAUUAGAUGUUCUUUACUCAAUGGUUGCAAGUAUUAUCAGGUCUUUUAACCAUUGCUACAAUGCUGUUUGUGAUUAGUUAUUUGCCAUACCUCUGCUUUCUAUGUCAAAUCAGAGGCUGGAUGAACAUAAAAAACCCCCAAAAAAACAGACUUUCGCUAGGAUUCGGGACCAUAUCAACUGUCAAUUUCUUUGCUACUGCAAAUGGAUUGAAAAGAAUACCCAUUUGUGGGAUGUUAAAAAGAUAUAAGAUGUAAAAACAUCAAAAGAUUAAUUAAUCAGAAAACACACUUAGUUAAUUAAACCAAUGAAAACAAUUGCCUGUAAUUGCUGUCUAAAUGUAGCAAUGAUUAAUGACCUGAUGAUGGUUCAAGCCAUUGCUUAAGGAAAGUGACUUACGUCAAAACCCUUUUUUUUUUAUAAACUUUUAUCUUUCUCCUUGUUAUUUAUAGUGUACUGUUGUUCGUGAAUUAUAUAUUUAGGCCCUAUCGAAUGUCACAUAUGGUCACAUAUUUUUUAAACUAAAAAAAGUAAGGUACUGUUCCAAAUCAGGUACUGAAUCAAAUGGAAACAUGGGUAUGUCUACUGCUGAUACUUUUUAUACAAAUAAAUAACCUAUCACAUUAAUAGCAAACAUGGAUAUCUCACCUUUUUAGUAGUUUGGGCAUAUAUAGUUGUUGCGUUAAAUUUUAUGUGAUGAUUAAAGACCUUGAGAGGAUGGUUCCUUUUGAUUUUCAGUGUUCUAUAACUUUUCAUUCCAGACUUAUUGCCCCUCCCAUUCCGACUAUUGUUAACGCAAUUUUGAAGGAUUGGUAUGAAGCAUCAGAACAAUGACACGAUGAUCCCUAUCGAUUUUCAGCUCGAGUUUUUGAAGGAUUUUUUUUUCAAACGUUUUAGGAAGCAUUAGUACAUUGAGAAGAUGACCCCUAUCGAUUUUCAGCUUUCUCCAAUUUUCCAGUAAACAAACAAAUAUCUUCAAACAUAUCUUAGAGCGCUAAAUCUGCCUAUUGCAGGUCUUUCUUUAGGCCUGAAAUUUGAUCUAAAUUAUUAAUUGGACAUUAAUGAACUUAUCCAGACCAUAAUCAACUCUUGAUGCCAUCGUUAGCCUGUGAUAUUUACUAGAUUUUAAUUAUUAAUUGAAUACAUUUUGUGAUGGAUAAUUUAACGUUAAAGUGGAUAAUCGAGACUUUGUUAACAUACCAACGUCAGUAAUGACGACCAAAACUAGUCUAAAGUUUAAUAGCUAAUAUCUUGGUUGUGAGUGAAGCAAUUUGACUGAAAUUUUCAGCAUAUUUUGUUUUCAUUAUCUAUUUGUUUAACUAUUAUAGCGAGAACUGUCAGCUCUUUGUCUAAUCUUACCUAAUGUCCCUUUAAGUACUCUUUAGUCAGUGAAAAUUUACACAGACUCUAGUUGUGUUAUUGUUUACUUGAACUAUGAAUUAAAUUAUAAAAAGUGUUUUGAUACAAAUAUCAAUAUGCAGUCCUUCACAUUUAUAAAAUUGUGCAGGAGCCAUGAAAAGCUCCUGCCAAUUUCAAAAAUCAGAAAAGGUAAUUCUACAUUUUCUUGAAUUAAAGAGAGCCAAAUUGUAUUUAUGCUUUAAUCUUGUUUAAUAUUUGGUGAAUAUGGUAGCGUCAGAAUUAUCAACAUGGAAACUGAUAGCUCGAAUGUAUGCAGUUUAAAAAUAAACAAAAACUGAAAGUAGUUUAUUAAUCUCAAUAUUUAGGAAAGCGAUUUAGGUAAUUUGCUUCCCGCAAAGGAAAAUCAAGGUGCAUCGAGAGAAGCAGGAGCAAACGCACACCUUAAAUGUGAAGGACUGAAUAUGCCAUAUUUUAUAUUGUGAUAUCUAUUGUGGAAGACUUGUAUUGCAAUACAUGUAUAUCAGGUUUUUUUUGAUAGUCCUUUAAAACAGUGAUUUUAUUCCAUAUAAACGGUCUUUGAGUCUUUAUAUUUAAUUCAAGUUGUAAAUUUUAUAUAAAUUUUCACAUUAUACAUUGACAUAUGAUUAUAUUAUAUCUGCAUUGAAUGUUCAUUGAAUUUUAUUAGAAUAUAUUAAUUUUAAUAUUGUUUGUUAUUGUUUAUUUAAAAACUAUUCUUAAUAAAAAAAUCUU